AGCUUACACCAUAUCACGUGAUGACGUCAUAUCCGAGGAUCGUGCCAUCGGGUUUAGCAAGCUCAUCCGACCUUUACUGCCAGACUGCUAGCUAAGGUAACACUAACUAACGCCUUGCCGGCUAACGGGGAAACUCCAUACGGCAUAGAGUAUUUUCUUGACGUACCUUUUUCCUCUUUAGUCUCCAAUAAAUUUCAAACAGUAAACAUCCAGACCUAGAAGCUGUUUUUUGAACCUCAAUUGGUCUGUAUAGACACCACCUCCGUCCCACCCUCCUAACCUAGGUCCUAUCGCAUAAAGAUGUUCGCCAGAUCAGCUUUUCGCGCAGCUCAGCCGCUGAAGCGGAAUCUCCUCUCGCGCACAUACGCCACCGAGCCCGCCAAGAGCGGCUCUUCUAACACCCUUCUCUACACAUUAGGCGCUGCUGGUGUCGCAGGUGCCGGCUACUGGUACUACUCGGGGCAAAGCGCCGGUUCGGCCGCGGCCAAGGCUAAGGAUAUCGCGAGCGGCCCACCCAAAAAGGCCUUUCUUGGUGGUGACCAGGGCUUUAUCUCCCUGCUACUGAAGGACGUCCAGAUCAUCAACCACAACACCAAGAAGUUCAUCUUCAAGCUGCCCGAAGAUGACCAGGUCUCGGGCAUGGUUGUAGCCAGCGCCCUGCUUACCAAAUACCAGAACGAGGGCCAGAAGCCUGUCGUGCGGCCAUACACGCCUACGAGCGAUGAGGAUGACAAGGGCUACAUCGAGUUGAUCGUGAAGAAGUACCCAAAUGGUCCUAUGUCAACGCACAUGCACGACAUGGUGCCCGGACAGCGCUUGGACUUCAAGGGCCCGCUGCCCAAGUACCCGUGGACCCCGAACAAGCACGAUCACAUCGCGCUAGUCGCCGGUGGCACGGGCAUCACGCCUAUGUAUCAGUUAGCCCGCGCCAUCUUCAAGAACCCCGACGACAAGACCAAGGUCACGCUCAUCUUCGGCAACGUCUCCGAGGACGACAUCUUGCUCAAGAAGGAGUUCGCCGAGCUCGAGAACACGUAUCCUAACCGCUUCCGCGCCUUCUACGUCCUAGACAACCCCCCUAAAGUAUGGGCUGGCGCUAAGGGAUUCAUCACCAAGGACCUCCUGAAGACUGUCCUACCUGAGCCCAAGAGCGAGAACAUCAAGGUGUUCGUAUGCGGUCCUCCAGGUCUGUAUAAGGCUAUCUCCGGUAUGAAGAUCAGCCCGUCAGAUCAGGGCGAGCUGUCCGGUAUCCUCAAGGAGCUGGGUUACUCCAAGGACCAGGUUUACAAGUUCUAAGUCGGUUAAGUUUUUGGGCAGCGGACGCAUUGAAAGCUAUAGUAUAGAACUGAACUAGCCUGGUGUUAGCGUGAGAGCGAAGGCGUCGGCGUCGGCGUGUUCGCGUGGUUCUUCUUGUUUCUAUUUUGUGAGGAACAACUCUUGCGGAGAUGAUGGAUUUGGCCCUCUUUCAACCCAUCCGCCUGUAUUCUGUAGCUUAACCUCACAUAG
Daldinia decipiens is the source of this 1506-nucleotide messenger RNA. Its product is annotated as ferredoxin reductase-like protein. The transcript is spliced from 3 exons. Gene Ontology annotation, molecular function: cytochrome-b5 reductase activity, acting on NAD(P)H. Gene Ontology annotation, biological process: ergosterol biosynthetic process. The record is from RefSeq and is a predicted model, not a curated record. NCBI's taxonomy places the organism in Eukaryota, Fungi, Ascomycota, Sordariomycetes, Xylariales, Hypoxylaceae. Bases 301 to 1296 code for a protein of 331 amino acids.